CACCUUAUUUCUUCUUCAUUUCACUUUCAACUUUCACCCAUCCUUUAAUUUCCUCUUCCCCCCAUGUUUCCAUUCUAAAGGAAGGGCAAAACAAAAUAAAACACAAAACGAACAAUAAAAUAAAAGAAACAACAAGAGUCGCAUUGAUCAUUUCCCCAUCUUUCUAGUUCUCACAUCAUUCCACUUUCAAAGAUGGCUGUUCGACCAAUCUUUGUUGUCAUGCUCCUUGCCACCCUGGCAUUCGCCAUGGUGGCUGAGUCGUCCCUCUCCUCCCACUUCAACGACCCUGCAGUCAGUGUAGUCACCCGUCAGAACACUGACGGGGGGCUUCAGGAACUGACUGCAGGUCGCGUCGGGGACACAUUGUUCGAGGAUGAAGAGAUGAUGAUGCCGUCAGAGUCGGCCCGGAGGACCCUCUGGAGACGGGAUGACCACAUCAGCUACCGGGCCAUGGCGAAGAACGCUAUACCGUGCGACCGUCGCGGCGCAUCUUACUACCAGUGCACCCGCAUGCAGCAGGUUAGGCCUUAUAGGCGUGGCUGCAGCAAAAUCACCAGAUGCAAACGUCGUUAAAACGUCUAUUCUAGUUGCAUGGCUGUACCAUGCAACGUAACCAUGGAAUGGAAACCGUAAUUUGCAAGCAUCGCAGAGAAAAUAAAAUAUAUAUAAACUACUAAUACUCGGUGAACAUUUCGUCUUUUAAUUGCGACUAUAUAUAUAUUAUAUAUAUAAUAUACUAAGAUAAACAUGGAAUGGAUAUACAUUUGCUAGUUAAGGCGCUUUUGUUUCUCCAUUCCAUAUAUUAUUUUAACUUCCCUUCCUGAUGUUUACAUUGAUACUAUUGUGCCAUCAUUAGAAGAUGAUUCUUUGGUGGUGAAGAAUUUGUAAAUUGGUGAAAUAAUAUAUUUACAGAUUCUUAAUAUACUUCUUCUUCCUUUUUGUC
Messenger RNA from Lycium ferocissimum, 943 nucleotides. RefSeq names its product protein RALF-like 19. The transcript has a single exon. The record is from RefSeq and is a predicted model, not a curated record. Lineage: Eukaryota; Viridiplantae; Streptophyta; Magnoliopsida; Solanales; Solanaceae. Bases 193 to 573 code for a protein of 126 amino acids.